This is a messenger RNA of Notothenia coriiceps (black rockcod), 874 nucleotides long. RefSeq lists its product as uncharacterized. The record is from RefSeq and is a predicted model, not a curated record. The annotation marks the transcript as partial. Gene Ontology annotation, molecular function: protein serine/threonine kinase activity. The transcript has 5 exons. Lineage: Eukaryota; Metazoa; Chordata; Actinopteri; Perciformes; Nototheniidae. Gene Ontology annotation, biological process: nuclear-transcribed mRNA catabolic process, nonsense-mediated decay; phosphorylation.
UAACCACAGCCACCCUGAGAUGAGGGAGAUCUCUCUGGCCAUCCGUCACAACAUGAGCCGAGCUCCCAGCACCACCUUCCACCCCCAGGACUUCAGCGACCUCAUCAGCUUCAUCCUGUACGGAGUCUUGCACCGCGGGGGUAAGGACCCCUGGCUGGAGCGCCUGUACUACAGCUGCCAGCGGCUGGAGAAGAGGGACGGCCGAGCGGCUGCAGACAGCUGCAGGCCGGGGGUGGUGCCGCGGGUGCUGCUGAAGACCGAGGCGGUGAUGUGGCAGUGGGCCGUGUGGGAGGCUGCUCAGUUCACCGUGCUGUCCAAACUCAGAACCCCGCUGGGCCGCGCUCAGGACACCUUCCAGACCAUCGAAGGAAUGAUCCGGAACCUGGCGGCCCACAGUCUGAACCCAGAGCAGGAUGUGGGAGCCUGGGCCGGGACUGGGGGGGACGGAGAUGGUCACCACUCCAAUCAGCUGCGCCUGGCUCUGCUGCUGCAGUAUGUGGAGAACCUGGAGAAGCUCAUGUACAACGCCUACGAGGGCUGCGCCAAUGCUCUCACUGCCCCCCCGAAGGGUAUCAGGACGUUCUUCUACACCAACCGGCAGACGUGCCAGGACUGGCUGACGAGGAUCCGCCUGGCGCUGAUGAGAGUCGGGCUUCUGUCGGGCCAGCCGGCAGUCACCAUUCGCCACGGCUUCGACCUGCUGACAGAGAUUAAAAACAGCAACACGCAGGUCGGUACAAACACAAUGACUCAUGCUCUACCUUCAGAGGCUGCAGAUGUUCUGUUGCAGGUCGGAUUCUGCACACAGGAAGCCCACCUCAUAAAAACAGACUCCUUGAAGUUCUUCCAGGUCAUCUGCUUCUCCAUGCCCUGA